This is a messenger RNA of Varanus komodoensis (Komodo dragon), 6946 nucleotides long. RefSeq names its product oxysterol binding protein like 8 (gene OSBPL8). Gene Ontology annotation, molecular function: cholesterol binding. The transcript has 25 exons. The coding region runs from base 385 to 3057 and encodes 890 amino acids. Lineage: Eukaryota; Metazoa; Chordata; Lepidosauria; Squamata; Varanidae. Gene Ontology annotation, cellular component: cytosol; intracellular membrane-bounded organelle; membrane. The record is from RefSeq and is a predicted model, not a curated record.
GGGACGACGAGGAGGGCGAGGGCGGCAGUUGAUGAGAAAAUCAAGCGGCGACUCUGAACGGCAACGGCACUGAGAGAGAGUGAAGGGACGCGCGCGCGCCCAGGGGAGCGGGCGCGCGCCCAGCUUCUGUAGGAGCGAGCGGGGGCUCCGCUGGACUCCUAAAGUCUGGCUUCUCCUCAAGCAUCUUCUCGCCCUGGACCUGCCCCCUUUCCGGAGGUGGCGGCGGACUUGGGGACGGAGGGUCACUCCGCCCCUUUCCCCGAGGACCCUUGGGAAGAGAGGUGAAAGGGACAGGAGGAAGCAUUUUAGUGGUGGAUCCAGCAUCUGGAUUGCCAAGACUGCAGAAUGGAAGGACUCUAAGUGAAAGACGAAUCCUGUUUCAGCAUGGAGAUUGCAUCAUUUGAAGGGGAGCCUGAUAGAGCUUCACAUCAUGGUGAUGUCAAAGACUGUCAGGGAGCCCCAACUGUGGUAAUGCACAAUGAUGAAUCUCAUGCUCUGACUUCAGGAAAAAUGAGCCAGCGUCAGGGGAAAGAAGGGUAUCUUACUCCAACCAAAGAACUACACCAGCCAUCAUUGAGUCCAGGAACAGUGCAUGGUCAUGGUUUUGACAGAGGAAAAGAUGAUGCAUCACAAAGUAAAGAUGAUUCUCCACAGUCAAUGUCAAAAAGCAAGUCAGAAUCUAAGCUUUAUAAUGGAUCAGAGAAAGACAUUACUACCACUUCCUCCAGCACCUCUUCAGCUACCAAACUCACAAAGAAGGAGUCUCUUAAGGUUCAAAAGAAAAAUUACAGGGAAGAAAAGAAAAGAGCCACAAAAGAAUUACUUAGCACAAUUACAGACCCAUCAGUGAUUGUUAUGGCUGACUGGCUUAAGAUUCGUGGUACACUGAAAAGCUGGACCAAACUUUGGUGUGUGUUGAAACCAGGAGUACUGCUUAUUUACAAAACUCCUAAAAAUGGCCAGUGGGUGGGAACAGUGCUUCUGAACGCUUGUGAACUCAUUGAGCGGCCUUCAAAAAAGGAUGGAUUUUGUUUCAAACUUUUCCAUCCUUUGGAGCAGUCUAUCUGGGCUGUUAAGGGACCUAAGGGUGAAGCUGUUGGCUCUAUAACACAGCCAUUGCCCAGCAGUUACUUGAUCAUCCGAGCAGCUUCAGAAUCAGAUGGUAGGUGUUGGAUGGAUGCACUGGAGCUGGCUCUGAAAUGCUCAAGUUUGCUCAAGCGUACAAUGAUCAGAGAAGGUAAAGAGCAUGAACUGAACUUAACAGACAAUGCACAUGUGUCUUUCUAUGGCCUACUCCGUGCAAACAACGUCCAUAGUAGUGAAAGCUUCCCGUUAAAUGAUGGUGAAAUUGAAAGACAUCAUUUUAAAGAUCCAGAUAUGUAUUCUGAUAAAUCAGACAGGGAAAAUGAUCAUGAUCGUGAUGAGUCAGAUAAUGAUGGCUUGGGAGAAAGUGACACUGACACCUCAGAGCGACAAGAUGACUCAUACAUUGACCCUGAACCUGAUCAUGUCAAGGAAACAACCUAUUUAGAAGAAGUUCAUGAAGAACUUGGGGAGGCUGGAGAAGCUUCCCAAACAGAAACUGUUUCAGAAGAAAACAAGAGUUUGAUCUGGACACUGUUGAAACAAGUACGGCCAGGAAUGGAUCUCUCCAAAGUUGUGCUACCUACAUUUAUCUUGGAAACACGCUCUUUCUUGGACAAACUUUCUGAUUACUACUACCAUGCAGACUUUUUAUCAGAAGCUGCACUUGAAGAGAAUGCUUACAAGCGUUUGAAACAAGUUGUGAAGUGGUAUUUGUCAGGAUUCUACAAAAAACCAAAGGGACUUAAAAAACCCUACAAUCCUAUACUUGGUGAGACCUUCCGGUGUUUGUGGGUUCAUCCAAGGACAAAUAGCAAGACUUACUAUAUAGCUGAACAGGUAUCUCAUCACCCUCCAAUAUCUGCCUUUUAUGUGAGCAACCGAAAAGAUGGAUUUUGCCUCAGUGGUAAUAUUUUGGCCAAAUCCAAGUUUUAUGGAAAUUCAUUAUCUGCCAUUCUGGAUGGUGAAGGGCGACUGAUGUUCCUAAACAGAGGAGAGGAGUAUGUAAUGACCAUGCCAUAUGCACAUUGUAAAGGAAUUCUGUAUGGAACUAUGACUUUAGAGCUUGGGGGAACUGUUAGCAUUGCAUGUGAGAAAACUGGAUACAGUGCAGCACUUGAAUUCAAACUGAAGCCAUUUUUGGGCAACAAUGACAAUGUUAAUCAAAUAUCAGGGAAAAUUAAACUGGGAAAAGAAGUUCUAGCAACUCUGGAAGGCCACUGGGACAGUGAAGUUAUUAUUAGGGACAAAAAGACAAAUGUUUUGGAGACAUUCUGGAAUCCAACACCUGAGAUCAGACAGCACAGAUUAAGAAGACACACAGUGAAGUUUGAGGAACAAGGUGACUUUGAAUCAGAGAAACUUUGGCAACAUGUGACUCGAGCUAUAAACAACAAAGAUCAAGCAGAAGCAACUCAGGAAAAAUACAUCCUGGAGGAAGCACAGAGAAAGGCUGCCAAAGAAAGGAAAGCCCAGGAUGAAGAGUGGGUAUGCAAACUAUUUGAGCCAGAUCCAGUCACAGGAGAAUGGAAUUACAGAUAUGCAGACACAAGACCAUGGGAUCCACUGAAUGAUAUGGUACAAUUUGAAAAAGAUGGUGCCAUUCAGACAAAAGUCAGACAUCGAACUCCAAUGGUUAGUGUGGCAAAGAUAAAGAGGUCUGCUAAAUCUAAGAAAGGGGAGUGUGGCUUCUCUUCACCAGAACCUGAUAAUCAGGACUCAUCUGAAAGUGAAGCACAACUCAAACACAAUACAAGAAUUCGAAAGAAGACACUAGACCUUGGUGAACUACAAAGUGCCAUUGAAUCUAUAAAGGAAACACAGGAAGACAUUCGGAGGGACAUCACGGCUCUAAGAACCCGAAUGACUUCUAGCUCACAAGUUCCAGAGAAUAGCUUCUUUCAAUUCAAGCACUAUGUCUUCAUUUUACUGUUGAUUCUGCUGCAGCUUAUAAUCAAUUACUUGUUUAAAUAGAAUGCCUGGACAGAAGACUAUAUGAAUUGAAAUGAUUGUCUUCAACGUGGGACCAGAUUUUAAACUUGGGUUGGCAUCAUAUAAGGCAAUAUUACCUAAAACACAGUAGCCCAGAGGUUUCAGGCCUUUGCCUCUAAAACCUGAGCUCAAAUAGAGCAAUAUCUGUUAUAUUCCGUCCUAGCCAGAUGAUGUGGACAAUGCUUAUGUGCCAGUAACUUUCUUUUGCAUCUUUCAAAUGUCAGAAAACUGCCUUGCAUUUUCCUAAGUGUUGUAGACUGUAAUGAUAAAUAGCAGUACAAAAUGUUAGGAUGUGAAUUGAAGGCAUCUUUUUCAUUAUAACUAUAUAAUCCCAAGUGGUCAUGUUAGCAAGACAAGUGAAUCCUAAUUCAAGACUUGUUCAAAGUUUAAUGGAAUCUUCAUUCAUUCAUGGAAAUUGGCAUCCUGUGAUGCCUAUUUGGAAAGUUAACUUUUGCCCAGAAAUAGACUGCUCAGCUGUUCAUUGCCAUUAAAAGAUAUUAAGUGAUCAGUCCAUCAGCAUUUCAUUAACCACACAAUAUUUUAGUGGUCAUUAAUUAGCUGUUUUCUUCAGUUUAUGAAAAUGGACUUCCAUUGAAAGCAUUAGUCAGUUAAUGAGAAAUACCAUAAGAACUGUCCAGAGAAGUGCUUGGAUAAUUUUGUAUGCUAAAUUGCAUCUCCUCUUGACAAACUGUUGCUUGUAUUUUGAAUAACAUCAGAAACUCUUUAUGCUGCGAUGCAGUUGGUACUGGCUGUGGAAGACUAACUUGGUGGAAAAAUAGAAGCUUUGCUAGAUGUCAUUUAGGUUUUCUGAAUUGUGUACCUGGGAUGCUAGGCAGAAUUAAAAUGUCAUCCUCCAUAAACAUUGCAUUUACCAGAUCAGUUUGAACCAUCUGAAUGUAAUUGUGUCUGAAUAUGGUGCAAUAUAUAGCCUUAGAUGACGACCUCAUAGUUCCAAGAAUAAUAUCCCGGAGCCAGUGGAACUGCCACUCAAUGCCCAAAUCCUAGUACAUUGCUCUGUGACUACUGUAUGUUAAAAUACAGACUUACUGGUUGAAUUUGUGCAAUUGAAAUCACCCAUGCAAAUCAGGACUAGAUUGAUUAACUAUUAAACUCCAAAACCCAAAUUAAUUGAAACCUGUAUUGAUUCUUUGUUUGUUUUGGAUAGCAUAUUGGGUGCUAAUUUAAGAUGCAUGGUAAUAUGUAGAACAGCACAAAUCUCCAUUCUUUCGUGAUCUAUAUAAUUUUAUAGCAAAUAGAAACCUUUUCAUUAAGAGAUGCAUACAUGCCACACAGUUGGCCUAUGUAGGAUUCAGAUGGUUUUAAGAUGCUGUCAGUUUUUUGUUUUUAUAUAGCCCAAAAUAGAUUAAGCAAAGUAAGAUAACUGCAUUAGAAUUAAACAUAUUUAUCAAGAAAUUUAUUUCUGAUUAAUAUUUGCAUUUCUUUAUCUUUUCAAUCUUCUCCUUUUCUUUUACUUUGUGGAGUUCUUGCCAGAUCUUUAAAGAAAAAAAAAGAAAGAUGACCCUUAAAUAUACAGAGGAACAUUUCUCCAAUUCUGUUAUAGGUUAUUAUGAGGUUUCUAAAGUGCUGCAGUAAAUUGAUAUUUAAUAUAGUUGUAGCAGACUGGUUCAGCCUGCACAGCCAUGAUCCAAAUAUUUUGGAUCAGAAGUUGUUGCAUUUGUGCAUGUGAAUCAGUGAAGUAUCUGACAGUAGAACAGAAAUAUAUUAUGAAAAGCCAGUUUAUGUGUUCGUAACAAGCUAUGAAUCCUACAAUAACCAUCAGUUAAAUCUUUCUAUAAUUACUUUACUUUCACUGCCUUAGCCCUAUGUAUGAGAAUGCAGUCAUACAAUAUUCUGUCUUUGCCUGCUUGCUCUUAAGUUUUGUUUGUAGACUUCCUUUGUAAGGUACAACUAGAAAUGUUUCAAUUGCAACCUUCAAAGACAUUUCUUACUCCUUUUUUUAAAAGCAAGUGAAGGGUUCUUAAACUGUUACAAACUUAAAUUACAGGAGUUCAGUAUUCUCCUGUGUCAAAUACAGAAAAGCACAGCCCUUAAAGCCCAAAUUCCUACUUUGUUCUUUCUCUAAUAACUUUCCUGAACAAAGGAAUUUAUUGACUGAUUACUUUUUAUAUGAUAUGGAUGAUUAUGGGCCUAGUUUGUGAAAUGUAUAACAUUUAGGCAUGUGUAUAUGACCUUAAAUUCCUUCAGAUUGACUGUUUUCUUCAUAUAGUUUUAAAGAGACGGUAAUUGUACAGUUUGUAGAAAUGAGAGGAUAUUGGCUUCCCUACUGAUCUUUAGUAUUUAAAGAGCACCUGAUUUCUCACUUGAUGAUGUACGACUUUCCUUAGAAAAUACUCAAAUUGCUUGUUAUUGCCAGUUUAUGGCUGUUUAAAAGAAAUGCACUAUAAGCCUUUAAUAUACCAUGUAACCAUUAACGUAAUUUAAAAGAAUUGUGUUUUGUGUAAAAUAGUUUUAGGAGCCUGCAAUACACAGUGUUUCUUGUGUUUCACAUGUUCAGUUAGUUUUUAACUGUUAGGCAUCCCUGAAAAGUAUGCUCGCUUUUCAUGAAAACAUUCUGACAGCUAACCUGUACAAAUAAUUUUACUGUUCACUGCCCUCUGGUGCCUUUGGGAAAAUCUUGCCAAUUCAAUGUUAAUGAAGUGAAAUGAGAGUUAAAACAUAUUUGUUUAAUCUACCAUGAUGGUAGUCAUUUGCUUAAACAGUUGUUUCUUCAUGAUUUUUAUUCUAUUGUAAAUAUAAUACUUCUAAAAUUACUGAAUACUGUGUUUCUAAUAUAUCCUCUGUUUGGGGACAUCUUUUGAGAGUAGGUCAUCAAAUACUUGAGUAUUGUAACAGUGCCUUGAUGGAGUUCACACAGAGAUAUGUAUUUGUAAAGAUGAUGUCAAGGUUGUGCCAUAUUUAUUCUUAAAAUUUGUGUAAGCUCUUAUACUAACAACAUUAAAUUUCAGAAAAAAAGGUAACACAAAACUACAAAUACAGAUCAUUUUUUUCCUUUCAAGAUCUAAUCAUGACAACAAAAUUUCCAAUUUUUGGAAUGUUUAUUCUUACAAUGAGGCUGCAAUGCUUUGUGAUACUACAAAAUAGCCAUAAUAAAACAAUAACAUCACAAACAGACAAUUUUGGCUUAACUUUUGUUUUCAUAGAUAAAAACAUAAGACAAACUUUUGUGGACAAAAGCAUGUGUUGGAUGCCUGCAAGAAAAUGACUAAGAAUCAAAAGAUUAGUACCCAACUCUUGAUGAAACCUGUGGAAAAAUAAUACUUCUACUGGCUGCCACAUAUGAACAUUUGGUAGAUUUAAACUUUGGCUGAAAUCUGGAAAGCACUUUUUAAAUGUAUAGCCUUCUGCUAUUCUUGUUCAAUUUCUUCUAUUUUCACGCAGUUCUCACUAGCAUUUUUUAAAAAAAAACCUCUCCCCUUUUUUAUUUAAACACAUUACUUGGAUUUUUAUACUGUUACACAUUUUUAGCUGAAAAUGGGCUGGUGUACUAAAGCUAUACAGGACCAGUGUUUAGUCUGAUGCAUACAAUAUAUGUAAGGAAAAGCCAGAAGUUACGACAAAAUGUGAAUGCACUUACUCAAAUGCACUUAUUCCUGUAAGAGUUUUGUUUGUUUCUGCAUAUCAUGUAAAAUAACAUCAUUAUUGCAUUGUUCUUUUUCUUUUUCUAAAUCAUGCUGCAUGCAGUGUGAUAGGACAAAUAAGUAAUUCCUUUGAAAGAACUGGAAAUUGUGUGUUGCAUGCUUAAAUGUACAGCUGAGUUCAACAACUUGUUUAAAAGGUUAUUUGUAAAUGAAAGGCUCAACCACUGGUCAAUAGUUUUGUAUAAUUAAAUAAAGAGCUGUGAUCAAGAAUA